AGCUAAGCUUUAAUGGCGAGAGCAAGGAGCAUGAAGAACUCAUUCAUCACAUUGACCCCAUCACCAUUCAUGAUCUUUCACCUUUUCUCAAUCUCUCAAUUCACUUCUCUCCUCUUUUCUCCCAAGAAAAGCCCAAGAAACCACCAGAAAUUCUUUACCCCACAAACCUUGACGCUCUUCUUUCUCUCACUCUUGGUUACUUUCAGUUUCUUGGGUAUUUUCAUUCUUAACAUGAUACAGACCUAUCAAGAUAAUCCAGUAACUUGCUCUCUCAUCUCUACCUCUGCACCAUUUUCGCUCUGUGCACACUCCGCCAUGCUCUUAGCUUCACUUUCUUCGACUAAUUCCAACAUUGAGGAUGAUAAGCCAAGAUUGGCUGGCAGUGUGAUGAUGCUAUUACCGACUCAUAUUGUGGCCGGCGAUUUGACUAAGGAGGAGAGGGAAUUCUGGGAGCAACCGGACGGCGAAGGGUACAAGCCUUGCUUGGAUUUCAGUAUUGGAUAUAGACGAAAGUCUGCCAAGAUUUCCAAGGAGAAGAAGAGGUUCUUGGUGGUGGUGGCUUCAGGAGGAUUGAACCAGCAGAGGAAUCAGAUUGUUGAUGCUGUUGUGAUGGCGAGGAUUCUCGAAGCAGCCUUGGUUGUGCCAGUCUUGCAGGUUAAUGCCAUUUGGGAAGAUGAAAGUGAAUUUUCAGAUAUUUUUGAUUUUAAACACUUCAAGAGGACUUUGCAAGCUGAUGUACGAGUUGUGUCAUCUCUUCCCUCCACACACUUGAUGUCGAGACAGUCCAUUGAAAACCAGCUCCCUUACAAUAUUUCUCCACUUUGGAUCCGUGCCAGAUUCUUCAAACAACUGAAUGAAGUAGGUGUUCUUGUACUAAAAGGGUUAGAUUCUAAGCUGUCCAAGAAUCUUCCACCUGAUCUGCAGAAGCUUCGGUGUAAGGUGGCCUUCCAUGCAUUAAGAUUUGCAGCCCCGAUUCAGGAACUUGGGAAUCGGCUUGCGAGGAGAAUGUGGAUUGAAGGUCCGUACAUCGCCCUCCAUCUCCGACUGGAGAAGGAUGUAUGGGUCAGAACCGGGUGUCUCACUGGUUUAGGCUCAGAAUAUGAUGAAACUAUUGCCAAAAUUAGGCAAUAUCAGCCUGAAUACCUCACAGCUAAACUGAACAUGACCCACGUUCAGCGAAGACUUGCUGGACUGUGUCCCCUUAAUGCAUUAGAGAUAGCAAGGUUUUUGAAGGCUUUGGGGGUGCCGGGCUGUGCACGAGUAUACAUAGCUGGAGGAGAGCCAUUUGGUGGUCCAAGGGCACUGCAGCCACUUGCUGCAGAAUUUCCAAACUUAGUGAGAAAGGAGAGGUUGGCACAAGAAGCUGAACUUUCACCAUAUCUCAACAGGUCCUCUGCUCUUGCUGCAGUUGACUACAUUGUCUCACUAAACAGUAAUGUCUUUGUGCCUUCCCAUGGUGGAAAUAUGGGUCGUGCCUUGCAGGGUCACCGUGCCUAUGUGGGUCAUAGGAAGCACAUAAAGCCGAACAAGCGAGCCAUGAUUCAAUUCUUUGAAGACUCCUCAAUUUCUGAUGCAGAAUUUGGAAUCAUAAUCAGAAAGCUGCACAAUAGAGCUCAGGGGCAGCCGGAACCCAGGACUAACAAGAGAGACCGAGAUGUGACUGCUUAUCCUGUGCCUGAGUGCAUGUGUAAACAUAGAACUGGCAUUUAUUAA
Pistacia vera is the source of this 1713-nucleotide messenger RNA. Its product is annotated as O-fucosyltransferase 37. The record is from RefSeq and is a predicted model, not a curated record. The transcript has 6 exons. NCBI's taxonomy places the organism in Eukaryota, Viridiplantae, Streptophyta, Magnoliopsida, Sapindales, Anacardiaceae. Bases 13 to 1713 code for a protein of 566 amino acids. Gene Ontology annotation, cellular component: cytoplasm.